Periophthalmus magnuspinnatus is the source of this 3870-nucleotide messenger RNA. It is a transcript of the gene gpt, whose product is annotated as glutamic--pyruvic transaminase. Gene Ontology annotation, molecular function: pyridoxal phosphate binding; L-alanine:2-oxoglutarate transaminase activity. NCBI's taxonomy places the organism in Eukaryota, Metazoa, Chordata, Actinopteri, Gobiiformes, Gobiidae. Gene Ontology annotation, biological process: biosynthetic process. The record is from RefSeq and is a predicted model, not a curated record. Bases 286 to 1959 code for a protein of 557 amino acids. The transcript is spliced from 11 exons.
GCGCAGAGGACCAGAGAAGGGGAGGGAUGACGUUGAAUAAGCCACACCGAGAGGAGGGGUGCUGAGGCGGGCAACAGUGCCAUGUGUGCACACCAGAGUCACCAACUUCCACAGUGAAAGUUGUAGUCGGUGCGGGCUUUAGGCGAACGCGACUCUGUCGCUUUUACAAGUCCAAAGUCCAGGAAUUGCGCAUUUUAGACGCGCGUUCACCGACUUACCAACACUUUCAAAACCAGACCGUCGCUACAGCACUUUAUAUUGACUUUUGAACAAUUUUGGGAAGAGAUGUCUGCUACGAGAAUGCGUUUCCUCUCCCCCAGAAAUCUGCGCCUGGUACACCGGGCACCACGCGACUUUCUGGGGGCUUGUAGCGGUAGACAGCCCGGUGGUCCCAGCUGCUCCACGUCAUUGACAUCUCCCCAUUCUGUGUCCUCCCAUAUGUGCAGAGCUUUGUCCAGUCUGACCUCAUCUCGUCGCGGCCUCCCCAAAGAGAAAAUGUCCGAGAAUGGGAUAUCCCGGCCCAAGGUGCUCACCCUGGACACCAUGAACCCCACGGUGAAGAUGGUGGAGUACGCGGUGAGGGGACCCAUCGUGCAGCGCGCCGUGGAGCUGGAGAGAGAGCUGUCUGAGGGUAUAGAGAAGCCAUUUGCCGAAGUCAUCAAGGCUAACAUUGGUGAUGCACAUGCUAUGGGCCAGCAGCCAAUCACCUUCUUCAGACAGGUUUUAGCUCUUUGCUCAUACCCUGAACUCCUCAACGACAACACAUUCCCUGAGGAUGCAAAGAACCGAGCCCGGCGCAUCCUGCAGUCCUGUGGCGGCUCCAGUUUGGGUGCGUACAGUCCCAGUCAGGGCAUAGACUCAGUGCGACAGGACGUGGCAAACUACAUCGAGCGACGAGACGGAGGCGUGCCCUGUGACCCCGAGAACAUUUACCUCACCACAGGAGCAAGUGACGGCAUUGUGACCAUGUUGAAGCUGCUGGUGUGUGGCCAGGGCAUAGACCGCACCGGAGUGAUGAUCUCCAUACCGCAGUACCCGCUGUACUCGGCCGCCCUGGCAGAGCUGGGUGCAGUGCAGAUCAACUAUUAUCUGGACGAGGAGAACUGCUGGAGCAUGGACAUCAACGAGCUGCAGAGGGCUGUGAACGAAGCCCGACAGCACUGCCACCCUCGCGCCCUCUGCAUCAUCAACCCCGGAAACCCCACCGGUCAGGUUCAGAGCAGACAGUGUAUAGAGGAUGUCAUUCGAUUUGCUGCUAAGGAGCGUCUCUUCCUGAUGGCAGAUGAGGUGUACCAGGAUAAUGUGUAUGCAGAGGGCUGUCAAUUUCACUCAUUUAAGAAGGUUCUGUUUGAGAUGGGCCCGGAGUAUUCAGAAACUGUUGAACUGGCCUCAUUCCACUCCACCUCCAAGUGUUACAUGGGAGAGUGUGGUUUCCGUGGCGGCUACAUGGAGGUGAUAAACAUGGACGAUGACGUGAAGUUCCAGCUGACCAAACUGGUGUCUGUGCGCCUCUGUGCUCCGGUCCCAGGACAAGCCCUCAUGGACCUCGUGGUCAACCCUCCUCAGCCCGGAGAGCCCUCCUACAACAGCUUUAUCAAGGAGCGCACAGCUACAUUAAGUGCCUUAGCGGAGAAGGCCAAACUCACUGAACAGAUUUUGAACACUGUACCAGGAAUCAGAUGUAAUCCAGUCCAAGGAGCCAUGUACUCGUUCCCGCGCAUCACCAUCCCCCAGAAGGCCAUUCAAGAGGCCCUGGAGAAAGGCCAGCAGCCCGACAUGUUUUACUGUAUGAAGAUGCUGGAGGAGACUGGGAUCUGCCUCGUACCAGGAAGUGGCUUUGGGCAGAGGGAGGGCACAUAUCAUUUCAGAAUGACCAUCCUGCCGCCAAUAGACAAGCUGAAGAUUCUGCUCAACAAAGUGAAGGAGUUCCACCAGAAAUUCACGCAGCAGUACUCCUAAAUCCCAAAUCCUCUCCUCCUCUUCCUCCUCUUCUUUAUUAAAACCACCAUCACAGGACACAGGAACAGACAGACCUCGCCUCAUAUCAGCCACGUGUCACUAAACUCAAAGUGCCUUCAUCUGGCCCUGGUGUCGACACACUGCAGCCUGUGCUGUUCAAAUUAUGGAACAAGACUUUUACACUAUUUACAGGAAAACAAUAUUGUCCUAGACACAAGAACUGAGAAAGUAUUGAUAAAAAGGCUAAACCGACUGUAUUUCUCCUGUUUGCUGUCCUGAUGAUCUGAAAGAUGCAUGUGCUGUGGUAACUGUAAGUAUAAAAGAUAUGUGUCCAUGUAAAUGUGAAGUAUUAAAAAGCUACGAAAAGAAACUAAAAUGAAGCUUCCUCAUUAAAGGUGGACUCCGUAACACUUCUGGUGGAUGGUACGCCACCUAUUUGUCUCCAUGGAGAUGUUAUUGAUUUGCCCUAAUUAAAUACAAAUAUUUUUAGAAAAAAUAAAAAAGCAUGUAUUGUUGAGAGCGGGCUUACCUCUCCACAGAUCUGACCUAGGCCUGGUGGUGUCACCCACUUGUUUCUCAGGUCUAUAAACUUGACUCCAUAGAGACAAGUAGUGGACACUCCACCACAAAAGUUACAUAGUGCACCUUUAAGUACACCAGUUUUUGAGGGGUGAUAAAUAUACUGGCGCUCUUUUCAUUUGACAUCAACUUGCACUUGUGUAAGACUAGACCUCAGAUAGAUUUUUGGACUUGAACUUGGACUUUUUACAUUGAAUCUUAAACACUUCUCAGUGUUGUAGUUCACUGAUGGUAGUUAAUCUAUUAUAAGUUGAAUGUUGAGUUAAUUUUGGCAAAAUAGGGAUUGGCAAUUGUAUGUUGCAUCAUGGUAUAGAUUCAGAUUUAGUGAGUUUUCCUACUUAUAUUGAUCAACCUUAAUCAUGGUCCAAAUGAGUAACUGGAUUAACCAAUUACAAUGACUUUGAUUGCUUAGUUACCUCUUAAAGCCAGGAUGAAUUUUCCAUAUUGUGAUCUUGACAAUUUCCUUUAGUCAGAUAUCAGCCAUACCAACAUAUCCGACUAUGUUGGAGAUUUAAUGCUGAUAACUGAUAAGAUAGUCAAAAUAUCAGCCAAGCAAUCUUUUUUUUGCCCACACCUCAAAACGGUCUUGUAUGUAACUACACGCCCCACAUAUAUGAUCCUAAACUCCAGAAAACUGUACCUGGACUUCACUUGAAUGAAUUCACAUUAAUAUGCAUCCUUGUAAGGCUCCAUGACUUAAAAUAGGCUAUUGAUUGACUUGAUACAGACCUGAUUUAGUUUGGAUGCCGAAAAAAUAUUCAGCUCAGACUAUGUCAGAAACUUGUAUUAGAAAACUGCUGACUUGCAAAGUAUUAAGCUCAAAAAAUGCAUUGAUUUGCAUGGUUGAAAAAUGAUUUUGUAGAAAUAAAAUGUAACAUAUUUUUUUAUUUUAUAGUUAUUGAAGUUGGAUACAUUUGUUUUGAUCUUUUGAGCUUUUUCUCCUUUUGUAAAUGUGUCCUUUGCCUUACAGAUAGGCCAGAAUGAAUUUAUUUUAAUAUUUUAAUCUGGGGAAAUGAAGGAUGUAAAACUUUUUGAUUACAAUUAUAACAAGACAGCCAGUGCCAAAAUGAAAUAGAAACAUGCAAUUAUUAAUGAUCACAUAUCUAUAUUCUUUAUGAAGAAUAGAUUUAAUUUGUUUUGCGAUGUAAGCUGACAUUUUAGUUCCUUUAUUGCCAAUAGUCAUGCUCAGGUUAAGUCAUGUUCAGAUCCAGCCACAUUUUUGUUGUAUGACUUUGUGUAGCAAAUAAUAUACUUUAUUGUAUUCACUUUUUGCUAAUACUCAUUUCAGCUGCCAUUAACAAUUUUCUGUAAUAAAUGGUUACAUGAACCUAA